Molecule: messenger RNA, 3869 nt
Organism: Corythoichthys intestinalis (scribbled pipefish)
Lineage: Eukaryota; Metazoa; Chordata; Actinopteri; Syngnathiformes; Syngnathidae
Exons: 10
Coding region: 224-1546 (440 amino acids)
Source: RefSeq, a predicted model, not a curated record
UUAUUUUUCUUUUUGUAAGCAUUCAUAUUUCCUUUUGUGAGCCAAGGACUUUUUGUCCUUUUUUCCUUGACACUAUAUUCUUUAACAGGACAAUGUUUACUAUAUAAGAGGGUGAAUAUAUCAUAGGCACGAUCCUUUAUAAACCGGGCUCCACUCUUCCUGUGCGAGACUGUAAUUGAAGAGAUUCCAUCAAACGCUAUUGACAUCAUAAUAGGUCUUACAGAUGAGGGUAUGUAAUAUAUUUAUCCUUUAUUACUAUUUUGUAUUUAAAACAAACCAGAAAUUGACGCCACUAUUUUUAGAACUCCUAAAUCACGUGGAACAAUAUUAUGCUGUCACCACUUCGCCCAGAGAGGCUGAAGAGGUGACGGGGGAGACGGCGUUGCUGCAGUGCGGCCGAGAUUCUCCGGGCCCCAGCACCGCACACCCGGAAUACGCCCUCUCAGAACCAAGCGUAGCGCCAGAUGCCAUUGCUGACACCGCUACGCCCAGAGGGGCUGAAGAGGUGACGGGGGAGACGGCGUUGCUGCCGGGUGGCCGAGAUUCUCCGGGUGCCAGCACAACACACCUGGAAUACGCCCUCUCAGAACCAAGCGUAGCGCCAGAUGCCAUCCCCUCAACAUACUACGCGCACGAAGGGGCAGCGUGCAAUCCAGAAUGUCGAUUGACAGUCAAUUUGCUCUGGGAACGUCUUCAACAAAGUUUGAUGCCGAGAUCGGAUUCGCCGACUGAGCGCAGCCCGAGGCUGGCAACAAUGAGUCCUCCGUCCCCUUUGACGGUGAAAUCGGAGCCACCGUUUGAGUACGGUCAGCUGUCUGCGACAAUGAGUCUGCCGUCCCCUUUGACGGUAAGAUCGGAGUCACCGUUUGAAUACGGACAACGACUUUUGACGUGGAGUCCGCCACCCCCUUUGACGGUGAAAUCGGAGCCGCCGUUUGAGUACGGACAGCGACUUUUGACCCCGAGCCCGCCGAACCUGCUGCAAAGACUGACCACGAUAGAACCUUAUUAUCCGCCGUUUGGCGUUGUAGACCUUCCGUCUGACGGAGCCGACGUGUCGCUAGGAUUCGGUGGUCCAACGCCACUAUGUGUUGACGCUGCAGUACAGGCUGGGAUUGGCGACGGUAAUAUUUGGUGUCAAACCGGUGUGACCACUCAGACGGGGGACCUAUCUGGGGAUUGGGUAGAAGAGCCUACAGCGGGUCCUCACAAUCACUAUCCUGGAGUGGGACCUAUAAGACACGAACCCCAAAGGCAUCUGUACAACCCUUGCGGAGAUCACCAGAGACCAGGAUCAACAUCUACACAUAGCCAAAGGUUCUAUACAACCCCGGAAUCAAGGUCUCCACCGGGUCGCUACACUGUACAUCCACCACCUGUGACACCCCUUUCACAAAGGGUCGAAAACCAGCCUAUUGACCUGCCAUUUCCUGGGCGAGACCGCCUAGAACAUCCUGCAUACUUGUCGGGACUACCCUUGCCAUCGAUUUCGGUCACGAUCAAUGAAGUUGUGGAACUGUGCUGGAAACCACCAUUAAGAAGCUGAGAGCUGUGACGGGCGAAAUGGCUCGGAUGAAUGGCAAAGGGACAUUUGUGUUUGUCCUCGAGAAUUCAUCAGAGAUAUGCGGGCGGGACGUCUUGAAGAAUACAAAACUAUGUAAAGCUGAUUGCUCCUUCACAACGGACCACUUCUGUAGUGUCCAUCAACACACCAACUGCACAGUUGUUGUUGACUGGGACAGAGUCCGUUCGACCGGAAUAGCAUGGCCCUAUAGUGACAGUGGAAAGUUUAGCACCACAGCAACUGGAGGUCCGGACGGAGGCUAUCCGCUCCAUCUGAGAAGACAAAUGCAUAGGCCUGGAUGGUGAGCAACGGGAGCAGUUAUGGCGAGUGCUGUGGGACUUUAAGGACAUUUUUGCCCACGGUGAACACGGGAUGGGUCCGACGCACUUAAUGGAGCAUCACAUCCACACCAGAGAUGCACGACCAAUCAAGUUGUGGCUACGGCAUCUACCAAUGGCCCUGCAGGAAGUUACGAACAAGGAGGUCCAUGCCAUGCUGGACGCAGGGAUCAUUGAGCCUUCUGUCAGCCCCCAGGCGUCUAGCGUGGUAAUGUUCGCCGCAAAAAGGGUCCAGGCCGCGGGUCUGUGUGGACUGCAGGCCGCUUGAUAAAGUGACGUGGAAGGACUGUUACCCCCUUCCUUGGGAUGAUUGGGAUGAUGAUUUCAUUCCUACAAAACAAGACGACAUAUUUUCAAUUUCUUCAAUGAUAUCUGGCGCCAUCUGGCGUCGUAAAUGGGUAUAACGUCUAGACUGCGAAUAUAUGACGACCCUCACUUUUUCAAUGCAAUUUCAAUGCAAAAAACACCAUCUUAUAUUCUGGCCAAUACGGUAUAUCAUAUUGUAUUAUAUUAUAUUAUAUUAUAUUAUAUUAUACUAUAUGUAUUUUUUAAUGUUAAUAAGCUCCCUCUCUAUGAUACGGAUUUUCGAUUUUCACGUUGGGUGGGGCGGCCCUCAUUGACUGCGGAUGGAAUCGCAAGGGAUUUCAAAGCACAUUGUCGGGUCUUUAACAUUGUCACCAAAUGACGGGAACACAUGACAUCCACUAGUUCAGGAUGCCGAAAAUCGCUGCGGGUUUGCUGCACAAAUCCCACCCACAAUUGUCAAUGUGUAUUAGUAGUUCCUGGAUUUUGCUGUGGAAUUUCCCCUUUAAAACAUUACCUUACCGUUUACAGCAUUUGUGUUUUGACAUCAAUGUUGGUAACCCACAAUGAAUUGCUAAAGACAGUACUUAACUGUUAAACACAAAAACAGCAUUUUAGUGUUCAAGAUUGGCCGUAAAUUUACAGCAAUUUUUUAUAGUGUAAGUUUUUGACCAAAAUAGCAACUUAAUUUUUUUUUUCAUUUACUGCAAGUUUUCAACAGCUAAUAAAUCACUCAAUUUAACAUCAGAAACUUAAUACUUAAGGAAAACAUGCAGAAUCAAUUAUAAAUAAUAUGUAAACAGAUAAUUAAUAAAUUCUAUAUCCAAUCACAACUUAUUAUGGAAUAAAAUAUCCCUUUAUUAUCAUUAUACACUAUAUAGGCCUACUCUUAGCGAAUGAGGCUAGCAGACACCUGGUGUAAACAGAGCUUUUCUGGGGAAAAUUGUUGUGAAUAAAUGCUUAAAUCCCUGAAUUCUUCAUGGAUAUGGACGUAAAACAGUCUCGAUUCUUUGUUAAAAGCAAAGAAACCAUACAAUUAGCAUUUAUUUUAUGUAUAUUGACGAAGUACCAUGCUACUAUGUCAGUGAAUGAGGCCAGCGGCCGCCUGGCGUAAGAGGAGCUUUUCUGACGAAAAGUUUUGUGAAUAAAUGCUUAAAUCCCUGAAUUCUUCAAAGAUAUGGACGUAAAACAAACAGUUUCGAUUCUUGGUUAAAAGCAAAGAAACUGUGAAGGUAGCAUUUAUUCCCGUAAAUAUUGCUAACUAUGAGGCUAGUGAUUUCCAUGUGAAAACAAAGAAGAAAAUUCAUGCGAAUAAAUGCUUCAAUCACGCAUGCAUUGGUACGAAAAAUAUAAAAAUAUAUAAUAUUUACCUUGAAUCCUCGAACAAAUCACUCCUGAAACAAUCUUUCCUUUUUCUAUGCGGUACAGCUUUCGUAGUUAAAUCCAAUCGUAAGUAAAUCCAAGCUUAAAUCCGAAAUGAGUGUGUGCCGUCUUCGGCUAUUACUAAAUGAAGCUCGGCCCUUGGCGCAAAGAAUGACGAAGUGAUUUUUGAAGUCUAUGUUACAGCUCUGUGAGAGCCAGAAAUAUUGCUUGUUUGUAUGUGACCAAAUACUUUUUUUCCUCCAUAAUUUGCAAAUAAACUCUUUAAAAAUUAGACAAAAUUA